UGAAACCCUAAUUCCGGAAGAGAGGCAGAGCAGAGCCGAGAGCAGCCGAAGCCCCUGCGGGAAGGAAGGGAGAAGAAGAGAGGAAAUGGUGAACGUUCCGAAGACGAAGAAGACAUACUGCAAGAACAAGGAGUGCAAGAAGCACACCUUGCACAAGGUGACACAGUACAAGAAGGGCAAAGACAGUCUUGCUGCUCAGGGAAAGCGUCGUUACGACCGUAAGCAAUCUGGUUAUGGUGGUCAGACCAAGCCCGUCUUCCACAAGAAGGCGAAGACAACCAAGAAGAUUGUGCUAAGGCUUCAAUGCCAGAGCUGCAAGCAUGUGUCACAGCACCCAAUCAAGAGGUGCAAGCACUUUGAGAUCGGAGGAGACAAGAAGGGCAAGGGAACAUCCCUCUUCUAAGCGCGUAUCUUCCUCUUUGACUAUCGAUUGCACCCUUUGGAAACUUUUAGUUCUCGAGUUUCUUCACCUUUGAUGCUGUUUCUGUUCUGAGAAGUGUCAGGUCUUGGAUCAUAUCUCAAAUGACAUUUUAUGUUGUGGAUUUGGCUUUAA
Tarenaya hassleriana is the source of this 553-nucleotide messenger RNA. Its product is annotated as 60S ribosomal protein L44. Gene Ontology annotation, biological process: translation. The transcript has 4 exons. The record is from RefSeq and is a predicted model, not a curated record. The coding region runs from base 86 to 403 and encodes 105 amino acids. Lineage: Eukaryota; Viridiplantae; Streptophyta; Magnoliopsida; Brassicales; Cleomaceae. Gene Ontology annotation, cellular component: ribosome; cytosolic large ribosomal subunit. Gene Ontology annotation, molecular function: structural constituent of ribosome.